This is a messenger RNA of Arabis nemorensis, 2715 nucleotides long. The record is from the annotation of a GenBank genome assembly. NCBI's taxonomy places the organism in Eukaryota, Viridiplantae, Streptophyta, Magnoliopsida, Brassicales, Brassicaceae.
AUGAAUGGGAUCUUUCAUGUGUUUUACCGGCAACAUUAUCCAGCGAGACGUGUUGCAGUCGCCGGAGAUGAGCUCAAGUCUCUGCCUUCAGGCAAAACAGGUGACAAUGUCGGUGAUACCAACAUUUCAACGGACAAAAAGGAAACGGAGAAGAGUAGGAAGAAUAAGGCUGCAAAGGAGAAACAGAGAGGAGUCUCCUCUGAAUCGUCUUCAAGGCUAUCAUUUUCUUCUUCACCAUGCUCCUCGAGCUUCUCAUCUGCAGAUAUCAGCACAACAACUUCUCAGUUUGAACAACCCGGCUUGGUUCAAACCAAUAAUGGUGAGAAUCCGGUAAGAGAACCGAUCAACGGGUCGCCAAGGUGGGGUGGGUUGAUGAUGCCGAGUGAUUUAAGGGAGUUUGUGAGAAGCUCCAUUCAUAAGGAGACAAGAACCAGAGAUGAAGAAGGCUUGUCUCAACAGCAGCCUAAAUCAACCAGAGCUAAUGUAUCUCUUCUCAAAGAAUCAUCACCAUCUCGGAAUUCUAACGAAUGGAACGAGGGACGGAGAGUAGUGAUGCUAAAAGACAGUCCUCGGUUCUCUUAUGAUGAGAGGGAGACGAGGAAGAAAGGCACCAAGUUGAAAGAGACACCAAGGUUGUCAUUAGACAGUAGAUCGAAUUCCUUUAGGAGCGCAAGAUCUACUUGUUCACCAGAGCCGCAAGAGCUUGUAACGGGUCACAGAAGAACAACAUCAAGUGUCGUUGCCAAACUGAUGGGUCUUGAGGUCAUUCCAGAUGAGUCUGUGACUGAUCAGAGCAGAGAGAACCGCUUCUGCGACUCCCCAAGGCCACCUUUCCGAGUGGAAGCAGAUCUACAAAGAUCAAGAAGUUCUGAUUCAAUCAAGAAAUUUCCUACGAAAGCAGCUCCAUGGACGCAAGUGGAUGUUACCAAGAACCAAGUCAAAGCAGCUGAUGCUGCUACUACGCUGACGGUUUAUGGUGAGAUACAGAAGCGGCUUUCACAGCUAGAGUUCAAAAAGUCCGAGAAAGAUCUCAGAGCUCUAAAGCAAAUACUCGAAGCAAUGGAGAAGACGCACCAGUUGACAAGCAAAGACGAUGACAACAAUACUCUGAGUUCAACCACUUUUAUGCAGAGAGCUGAUCAGCCAAUUCCAUUUGCAACAACAAGCCCAUCGUCCAAGAAUUUCAGGUCUUCCUCUAUCGUGGUUAUGAAAGCAGCGACGGCUCCAGUCUUCAAAGAGACAGGCAAUUCUGGGUCGGCCUUCUCGCCGCGUAAUGUUGCUUUACCAAAUGUCAAGGUUGGAAACUUGAGGCAAAAGCAGAAAGUCAUUCCGAGGAAGCAGAGCGCCAUGGAUGUGACCCCGAGGCCGGGGUUCUACAAGGGCCAGACAGAUUCUGCAACGAAAAAUACUAUUACCAGACAAUUACAACAGAAAAGCGACAUGGCCAAGUCAGGCAAGAGCCAGAUGCCGAGUGUCAGCCCAAGAACACAGCCAAAGAAGCUUGGUUUCGAGAAGCAGUCUCGACCAACGUCUCCAAAACGAGAACCAAACAAGAUCCAAAGACAACAACUCAGUAGGCAACAGACAGAGUCAGCCUUCCCGAGAAAAAAAACAGGGAGUAAAUCUCGCGGCCUGCAGCAAUCUGAAGACCGAUUAAGCGAUGAAAGCAGUGACUUGAGAAGUCUUAGAUCUGACAGCAACGUAAGCUUGGCCUCCAACCUUGACAUUGAGGUUACAAGCAGGUAUAGGUCUGAGAGGAACAGUGACAUCACGGAGCAGUACACCCCGAAACAAAGGAGCCCAGACUUGGGAAUGAAGUUGUUGCCAAAACCUCUGAAAGUUACGGUGGAGCAGCCCAGCCCGGUUUCAGUUCUUGAUGUAGCCUUUGACGAAGAUGAGUCACCAUCCCCUGUGAGGAAGAUAUCCAUAGUCUUUAAAGACGACAAUCUUUCAAGUUCUGAAGAGCCCCAGUGGAUGAACAAGCACAGCAACUUAUGUAGAUCAAUCGUGUGGCCUGAGAGUAACGUGAGCCUUAAGCAACCUGAUCAUAACGAGGGUUACAUGGAAGAAGGUGUUGAAUUAAAAAAUGGCGACCACAAGUACAUCUCAGAGAUACUUUUGGCAUCAGGGCUUCUAAGAGAUAUAGACUACAGUAUGAUGAGCAUUCAGCUGCACCAAGCACACCUGCCGAUCAAUCCGAGCCUUUUCUUUGUCCUGGAACAGAACAAGACAAGCAAUGUGACUCAACAAGACAACAAACACAACAGCAGAGGAUUCGGACAACAACAGACGACAAACCUGAUAGAUAGAAUCAGGAGGAAGCUCGUAUUUGACACCAUCAACGAGAUCUUAGCUCGCAGAUUCGCUGCAGAAGGGUGUACCAAGCAAACAUCCAUAAUAUCAUCGAUCAGCCCGCUAAGGACAACCGACAAAAGUUCGAAAGGGAAGGAACUUCUACAAAUUCUGUGUUCAGAGAUCGAUCGAUUACAAGAUGACUCAAACUGUAUCUUGGAUGAGGACGAUGAAGACCUGAUUUGGGAGGACCUGCAAAGCCAAGGCAUGAACUGGAAGGAUAUUGAAGGAGAGACACCGGGGUUAGUGUUAGACAUUGAGAGGCUAAUCUUCAAGGAUUUGAUUAGUGAAGUUGUGAUAAGCGAGCUUGCAGCUAUUCCAGGAAUGCUCAGUGGGCAACCCAGGCAGCUUUUCCAUUGCUAA